AUGACGUCGCUCUCAUUAUCGCUAGGCCCGCCAACCUUAGUCCGACUCCACGACGCCUUGAUAUGCCUGUCCAAAUUCAGCGAAACAGUCGCCAUCGAAGCAGAACCUGAAAUCCUCCGUCUCAGUGCGCUCAAUUCCACCAAGACGGGGUUUGCCUCCUUCACGUUCGAGAAGGAGGAAUUCUUUGAAGCGUAUUAUUUUAACUCCAGCAAUGAUGGCAGGAGUGGCAGUGCCCCGCUGAACCGAUUCUUCUGCCAGAUCUACAUAAAAGCACUUCUCUCCAUAUUCCGUGGGAGGGUUGAUAAAAACAAGGACACGGCCGUUGAACGCUGUGACAUGGAAUUGCAUGAAGAUCUACAACAAACUGAAUGUAGACUGACUGUGAAGAUGAUAUGUGGACUAGGCGUGAUCAAGUCAUACAAGUUGACCUACGAACCAGCGGCAAUUCAGCAUGCUGUCUUUGACAAAUCCAAAGCUACCAGCAUGUGGGCUGCCGAUCCACGGUUCCUCAAGCAACUCAUUGAGCACUUUAGCUUAUCUGCCGAGCAGCUGGACAUGUACUCCGAUUCCGGCAGGGCGGUGUUCACAAGCUUUACAACAAAGAUCACCGAGGGCAAGGAAAUACUCAAACACCCAGUUCACACUUCUGUAGCAGCAGACAAUCGUGACUUCCAAGAGUACUUGGUCGAAGAGAACAUGCAUGUCGCGAUCAACCUGAAAGACUUCAAAGCCGUAGUUGCGCACGCCGAAACGGCAAACGCCACGGUAACAGCACGUUACACCCGGCCCUGCAAGCCUCUGCAACUGGAAUACCGUUUCGAAGGCAUCAGCGCAGAAUUCACAGUCAUGACCCGCGGCCAGGCAGACAGCGAAGACGUCCCCAUGUCAACCCGAGCGACGAUCCCACGGCAAACGCCUACUGUUCCAAUUUCAGCGGUUAGGCCACGCGAUACUCGCCCAUCGGUGAUACCAAGUGCACAGAUGCCCCCGCCGCCACCGCGAAGCAGAUCGAUCCGCCCUCUAAAUGGAUCAUCUACACAGGAGAAUCUGAGCCAGAGGGCUAGUGUAGAUCGACCGGCGGCAUCUGGACUUUCGAUGGAAUUCGAUAGCCUGUUUGUGCCUGCUGAUGAUGACCGGCAGUGGGAUGAGAUGAAUGAAGAAGAGGAACCACAGGAUAUUCUUGGAUGGGAUGCGUCGGGAACACAGGACGCAUUCGGGGCAUCUAUUCGCGACGCAGAGCCUUCCUUCUCGAAGCAGGAUGAGCCGGACGAUGAGAUGGGUCUCCCGCCGACACAGCGUUUGUCUCAGGUUCGCCAAUAUGGUCUUUUCGACUGA
Messenger RNA from Penicillium vulpinum, 1335 nucleotides. RefSeq lists its product as uncharacterized. The transcript is spliced from 7 exons. The coding region runs from base 1 to 1335 and encodes 444 amino acids. Gene Ontology annotation, biological process: cellular response to ionizing radiation; DNA repair; DNA replication checkpoint signaling. The record is from RefSeq and is a predicted model, not a curated record. Gene Ontology annotation, cellular component: checkpoint clamp complex. NCBI's taxonomy places the organism in Eukaryota, Fungi, Ascomycota, Eurotiomycetes, Eurotiales, Aspergillaceae.